This is a messenger RNA of Perca flavescens (yellow perch), 3127 nucleotides long. RefSeq names its product inositol 1,4,5-trisphosphate receptor-interacting protein. The record is from RefSeq and is a predicted model, not a curated record. Gene Ontology annotation, cellular component: membrane. Lineage: Eukaryota; Metazoa; Chordata; Actinopteri; Perciformes; Percidae. The coding region runs from base 689 to 2623 and encodes 644 amino acids. The transcript is spliced from 4 exons.
ACUGGCCCGUUUCAGGCAAGGAAUCCAUGUUAGAAUCCUAGUAUAAAAUAUCAGAAUAUUGAUACCACUGGCAAGUUAACGUUACAGCUGGAAGCUAGUUAGCUUAGCUCGCUGGGAAACACGAGGGAACUGCUUCUCUGGGUCUGUCCAAAGCAUAAAGGCAAGAAAACCCACUUGCCAGCACCUCUAAAGCUAAUUAAUUAACAUGUCAUAUAUAGUUUGUUUCUAGUCCUUACAAAAUCCGGGGUGUAAAUGGACAAGUUGUACUUUUGUGCUGGACUAUUUCUUGGCUGGGCGCGGUAACUUCUUGGAGUGUCGUCGAGUCGACGUCCCCUUGAUUCUGCCACUGGCGACCAGCGAAGACUCCAGUUUAAUAACACUCACUUCUUGUGAAAUGCAUGUGAGCAUGAACACACUCCCAGUUCAUCUCUGGUCCUGAAUUCUUCCAGACACACCGCACAGGUUUGCUGCAAGAACAAAAACAACCGCAAGGAAAAUGUCACAGCUGAGCACAUGGGCUGGGUGUGCAGGAAAUAAGUCACCAAAGACGACAUCUAAAAUAGGAAGAGAUCACAGAGCCUGUGGCCGUGUAAGGUUAGUCUCUUGCUUCCUCCUUUGUACCUAUUCACACAUUACCGGAACAUUGCAAAGCUGAGAUAAUUAAUCGCUUCUUUUGACAAUAUUGACAAUGCAAGAUACUCUGUUGCGAGUGUUUGUGGUGGCUCUGAGUCUCCUAACGUAUCCGAGGGAUGACCCCGGGGUUGAGGAAUGGGACGAUAUCACCACAGCAGGCAUACAAAAGCAUGAAGAGAGGCUGCUGAGAGGAGAGGAACUGGGUGACGAAAUGGCACCUGUCAGUGAGGAAAUGACACAUACUGACAGUAGAGUGCCUCGUCAGGAUGACUUAAGAAAUAUUCAGUCUGAGAAACACGUUACUGAAAAAGAUCAAACGUCAGUCUUAGAAGAUAUUACUGUCACCAAACAUGAUUCUGAGGAAGACGCUACUGGUCACAACUCACCAGAAGCAGAUUUGGAUCCAAGUCAGCCACAAGACUCUAAACGUGAACCUGACGCUGCACUGAAGACUUCACAAAUUGACCAUGAGCAAAAUGGAAAUCUACAGCUGGACAAGAAGAGUAAACAGGGAGAAGACAUCCAGACUGAUGGCUCUUUUACAGACCAAAGCAGACCACAAGGGCAACAAGAAAAGCCUGAGGAUAAGGGAGUGUUCAGCUCCAAAGAACAAGAAUCCCCUCGAUCACACCUUCACACCAUGACAUCAGAAAAUGAAACUUCAGAGGCCAUCGCUGACUGGGAGGGGGACUACCUCUGGUAUAUAUGGAACACCAUCUCUGUCAUUUCCAUGAUCCGCUUCUUUAGGAAAUACCUAGGGAACAUUUCACAAAUGAAACAAGCCAGGGCCUUCCCAGUGACCUGCACUGCUGCUGAAAUACCACUACCAGACAGCAAAACUCUGCAGCAAUUUCAUUCUAAAUGUAUUCAAGUCUCAUCCGAAAAUAAGUGGAAGGAGUUUUUGGAGGGGUUUGCAAAGGAUCUGUUGGAGGCCAUGAGGACUGUCUGUGAUGGAAAUAGCGGUAUGGUUAUUGAGGACUUUCAAAUAGUGGAUGUGUGCAAUAUCAUCGUCCCUUUUACCCCACCUGAUCCCUAUAGUUUCCAGUGUCUGCUCUGGAACAAUCAGGCAAAUGACACGCUGCCAGAUAUGCAAGUCUGUGGUCGAAUCCAACUGAUGAAAAAUAAAAUCCAAAAUGACUGCCCCUGCCAGUCUUCUAAUUCAGAUGAUAUGGUGUGCUUGCUGCAUUGUGAGACUGAGCAAGUAAAGAUGAAAAUGACUGAAGUUUGUGCCAGCCUUCUUUGCAUGAAGAACUCCCACUUCCUGUCAAAAUCACAGGUUACUAGAUGGUUUCAGAACACUAUCAAACAAGCGUGGGGACAGAUUUCACAUAAGUAUGAGUUUGAGCUGAAAGUUCGCUACAUUGGUGCUCCGGGAUCUCUGAUAGUUCGAUUCAGAUCAGGGAAGAAGAUCUGCUUCAGUAUGAAUCCUGUGGUUAAAGUCAAUGCCGAUGCUCAUUUAUUCAUUAAUCCUCACUCUCCAAACUUUGAUAUUUCCUGGACACUCUCCUUGACUGGCUAUGAAGAUAAUUUCUUAGAAAACAUCUCUAAACUCCUGCCUGCAAACUCAUGUCACAGUCAAACUCUUGAAAUUGCACAUUUCCUUCACAGGAGACAGACUGCACUGUCAGGAAGUAGUGCUCUGGAAGAUUUGCAUUUCAAAAUUGCACUAAUGCACCUGCUUUUGACCAAAGACCCAUUGCAGUGGGAACCCAGUAAUGUGGCUUGUAGGCUUCGAGACUUAUUGGCCUUCAUGGAGAGGAGCCUCAAGACAAAGCUGCUGCACCAUGUGCUUAUUGGGAACCCUUUAAGCCAGAGAGUUAUUAAACUUCCUGCUGAGUUUACUCAUGCAAAUACUGUGAAUCUCUUCCAUCCCCUUGUGGUACACAACUGCAUCUACAGAAAUGCAGUGAUGCAUUUCCAGGAAAUGCUUAGUAAUGCACACAUGCUGAUACAGGAGUAUGUUGCAGUGUAUGACUGUGGCAAUUGUUAGAUUAAAAAAAAAAAAAAGUCAAACAUUAGGUACCAGAGAAUCCAUUUUAUUUUAAAAUUUCACAGAUUUCCUUUGGUCCUCCCCCCAGUACUUUAGGAAGUCCGCAUGCACGGCCUUUCUAGAGUCAGCCAAACUGGAGUCUGCUGAGGAUUUCAUCCGAGGGUGAAAUUUGCCAUUGUUGCUCAAGUUGAUCUUCCAAGCGUGACUUGAGAUCACAUUCCUAGAAGCUGUUGAAACAAAUUCUUGCUUUAAAAAGUAAAAUUUUAUAGUUUGCCUUGUAAAUAAGGGAUAUGCAAUAAUCUAUUUACUGUACAUAAAAUGCUUUAUGAAUGGAUAUUUAAGGAUCAUGUGUCAAGUCAUAUUUUAGACUGCCAGGUUUGGCCAAGCUUAUACAGUCAUGUGUAAACUUACAUUUAGGCUUUGCUGAGGGGCAGGUUGAGUCACAGCAGGUGCACACAGAGUCACUGCCAUACAGCUCCUUCCAUCUGAAGCAAAAACCCAAAA